AACCCCGCCAGUGGCUCACGCCUCCUGCAUACGGGAUGAGGUGAGCAGCGCCGCCGCUGAGAGGGGGCGCGCGCGGGUGUGAGCGUGUGUCCGUGUGCGAGUGUGUGUGCGCCGGGCGGGCGGGCACUGCAGCUUCUUCCUCCGUGGAGCGGAGAGCGAGAGAGAGCUAGAGCGAGCGAGAGAGCGGCGAAGGCGGGCAGAGGGGCGCGGGCGAGGCGGAGCAGCCAUCCCCGGGCCCGGCGCCGCGCCGCCACCAUGCUAAACAACCUGACGGACUGCGAGGACGGCGAUGGGGGAGCCAACCCCGGUGAUGGCAACCCCAAGGAGAGCAGCCCCUUCAUCAACAGCACUGACACAGAGAAGGGAAGGGAGUAUGAUGGCAAGAAUAUGGCCCUGUUUGAGGAGGAGAUGGACACCAGCCCCAUGGUGUCCUCCCUGCUCAGUGGCCUGGCCAACUACACCAACCUGCCCCAGGGAAGUAGGGAGCAUGAAGAGGCAGAAAACAAUGAGGGUGGAAAAAAGAAGCCAGUGCAGGCCCCACGCAUGGGCACCUUCAUGGGUGUGUACCUACCAUGCCUGCAGAACAUCUUUGGUGUCAUCCUCUUCCUGAGGCUCACUUGGGUAGUGGGCAUCGCAGGCAUCAUGGAGGCCUUCUGCAUGGUCUUCAUCUGCUGCUCCUGUACAAUGCUCACGGCCAUCUCCAUGAGUGCAAUCGCAACCAAUGGUGUUGUACCUGCUGGCGGCUCCUACUACAUGAUUUCCAGGUCUCUGGGCCCAGAGUUUGGGGGCGCCGUUGGCCUCUGCUUCUACCUGGGCACUACAUUUGCUGGGGCCAUGUACAUCCUGGGCACCAUCGAAAUCCUGCUGGCUUACCUCUUCCCAGCUAUGGCCAUUUUUAAGGCAGAAGAUGCCAGUGGGGAGGCAGCAGCCAUGUUGAACAAUAUGCGUGUGUAUGGCACCUGUGUGCUCACUUGCAUGGCCACUGUGGUAUUUGUGGGCGUCAAGUAUGUCAACAAGUUUGCCCUUGUCUUCCUGGGUUGUGUCAUCCUCUCCAUCCUGGCCAUCUAUGCUGGGGUCAUCAAAUCUGCCUUCGACCCACCCAACUUCCCGAUCUGCCUCCUGGGGAACCGCACACUAUCUCGCCAUGGCUUUGAUGUCUGUGCCAAGCUGGCUUGGGAAGGAAAUGAGACGGUGACCACACGGCUCUGGGGCCUUUUCUGUUCCUCCCGUUUCCUCAACGCCACCUGUGAUGAGUACUUCACCCGAAACAAUGUCACGGAGAUCCAGGGCAUCCCUGGCGCUGCCAGUGGCCUCAUCAAAGAGAACCUCUGGAGCUCCUACCUGACCAAGGGGGUGAUUGUGGAGAGACGUGGGAUGCCCUCGGUGGGCCUGGCAGAUGGCACCCCUGUCGACAUGGACCAUCCUUAUGUCUUCAGCGACAUGACCUCCUACUUCACCCUGCUGGUUGGCAUCUACUUCCCCUCAGUCACAGGGAUCAUGGCUGGUUCUAACCGUUCUGGAGACCUGCGGGAUGCCCAGAAGUCAAUUCCCACUGGCACCAUCCUGGCCAUUGCCACCACCUCUGCUGUCUACAUCAGUUCUGUUGUUCUGUUUGGGGCCUGCAUUGAGGGGGUCGUCCUGCGGGACAAGUUUGGCGAAGCUGUGAAUGGCAACCUGGUGGUGGGAACACUGGCCUGGCCAUCCCCUUGGGUCAUUGUCAUCGGAUCCUUCUUCUCCACCUGUGGGGCUGGGCUGCAGAGCCUCACGGGGGCCCCACGCCUGCUGCAGGCCAUCUCCCGGGACGGCAUAGUGCCCUUCCUGCAGGUCUUUGGCCACGGCAAAGCCAACGGAGAGCCAACAUGGGCCUUGCUCCUGACGGCCUGCAUCUGUGAGAUUGGCAUCCUCAUUGCAUCCCUCGACGAAGUUGCCCCCAUCCUCUCUAUGUUCUUCCUGAUGUGCUACAUGUUUGUGAACCUGGCCUGUGCCGUACAGACACUGCUGAGGACCCCCAACUGGAGGCCACGCUUUCGAUACUACCACUGGACACUCUCCUUCCUGGGCAUGAGCCUCUGCCUGGCCCUCAUGUUUAUCUGCUCCUGGUAUUACGCCCUGGUGGCCAUGCUCAUUGCUGGGCUCAUCUACAAAUAUAUCGAGUACCGCGGGGCAGAGAAAGAGUGGGGUGAUGGGAUCCGAGGCCUGUCCCUCAGCGCUGCACGCUACGCCCUCUUACGCCUGGAGGAAGGGCCCCCACAUACCAAGAACUGGAGGCCACAGCUGCUGGUGCUGGUGCGCGUGGACCAAGACCAGAAUGUGGUACAUCCACAGCUGCUCUCACUGACCUCCCAGCUCAAGGCAGGGAAGGGCCUGACCAUUGUGGGCUCUGUCCUUGAGGGCACCUUUCUGGACAACCAUCCCCAGGCCCAGCGGGCAGAGGAGUCCAUCCGGCGCCUGAUGGAGGCAGAGAAGGUGAAAGGCUUCUGCCAGGUAGUGAUUUCCUCCAACCUGCGUGACGGCGUGUCGCAUCUGAUCCAGUCCGGGGGCCUCGGGGGGCUGCAGCACAACACCGUGCUGGUUGGCUGGCCCCGCAACUGGCGGCAGAAGGAAGAUCAUCAGACAUGGAGGAACUUCAUUGAGCUGGUUCGGGAAACCACAGCUGGUCACCUGGCCCUACUGGUCACCAAGAACGUUUCCAUGUUCCCUGGGAACCCCGAGCGCUUCUCCGAGGGCAGCAUCGACGUCUGGUGGAUUGUGCACGACGGAGGCAUGCUCAUGUUGCUGCCUUUCCUGCUGCGACACCACAAGGUCUGGCGGAAGUGCAAGAUGCGCAUCUUCACCGUGGCCCAGAUGGACGACAACAGCAUCCAGAUGAAAAAGGACCUGACCACCUUUCUGUACCAUUUACGUAUCACCGCAGAGGUCGAGGUCGUGGAGAUGCAUGAAAGCGAUAUCUCGGCAUACACCUACGAGAAGACAUUGGUGAUGGAGCAGCGUUCUCAGAUCCUCAAACAGAUGCAUUUAACCAAGAAUGAGCGAGAGCGCGAGAUCCAGAGUAUCACAGAUGAGUCUCGCGGCUCAAUCCGGAGAAAGAAUCCAGCCAACACUCGGCUCCGCCUCAACGUCCCAGAAGAGACCGCUGGUGACAGUGAGGAGAAGCCAGAAGAGGAGGUGCAGCUCAUCCACGACCAGAGCGCUCCCAGCUGCCCCAGCAGCUCUCCGUCCCCGGGGGAGGAGCCUGAGGGGGAGGGCGAGGCCGAUCCUGAGAAGGUGCAUCUCACCUGGACCAAGGACAAGUCGGUGGCAGAGAAGAAUAAGGGCCCCAGUCCCGUCUCCUCGGAGGGCAUCAAGGACUUCUUCAGCAUGAAGCCGGAGUGGGAGAAUUUGAACCAGUCCAACGUGCGGCGCAUGCACACUGCCGUGCGGCUGAACGAGGUCAUCGUGAAGAAAUCCCGGGAUGCCAAGCUGGUGUUGCUCAACAUGCCUGGACCUCCCCGCAACCGCAACGGUGACGAAAAUUACAUGGAGUUCCUCGAGGUCCUCACCGAGCACCUGGACCGGGUGAUGCUGGUCCGCGGCGGCGGCCGCGAGGUCAUCACCAUCUACUCCUGAGAGCCAGGACCUGCCACCCGGGCCCGAGCGCGCCCGGCCGGCGGCCCCGGAGCCCUCGCCGCGCCCCCCGCCGCUGUCACCGUUUACAUACAGACCCUGUGCCCGCGCCCUGGCCCCUUUCCCCGCUGCCUGAAGCCCGGAGGCCACGCCGCUCGGGGCUGACUCGGAGGGGACCGCCCCGCGCGGAGGCCGGAGCCCGAGCGCCCCGUUGGCUCGUCGCUCUGCGGGCCCGGCCUCGCCCCGCCGGAGGAGACGCUGCAAUAAGGCCGGGGAGGCGCGGAGGGCGGAGGAGCGGGGCCGUGAGGAGCGCCCGCGGGCCGCGCGGCCGCGUCCCCUCCCCAGCCCCGCCCGGUCCUCCUCGGCGCCCCGGCGCAGGCCCGGCACCCGGGCGGCCCGAGGGCGCGCGGUGGGGAGGCCGCGCUCGGCCCGACCCGCCGCCCCUCCGCGCGGUGCCGCGCCUAUACAUAGUGUACAGGAGACAUCGCGUGUAUUUUUAACGUCCCCAUAUUUCUGUGACUAGAAGCGCAACGGACUUCUCUGCUCGCCGUCUUCGAGCUCUCCCGCUGGGGGCACGCGGGGGAGGCGCCGGCCUCGGGAGGCUGGGUUUUCCUGGACGUCCGCGAGUUUGGGAGCAAAAGUGCUUUCGGCCCAGGCGGGAGUCGUGGUCCUGGCCCCUCGACACCCCCGCUCCGCUCUCGCCUCCUCGCCCUUCCCGCGCGCCCCCGGCUUCCGACCCUUCCCGCAAGUUCGUUUUGGAGAUGGGGUGAGACCAGCGCCCGGCUUUUCCUGGAUCCGCCUCCCAGCGGCUGCGGAGACGCGCGCAGCCGCCUCUCGGCUCCCCGCGAGCCGGAGCCGGGACCGGGGAGGGGCUGCUGGGGGCGGGGGUGGUGAGGGGAUGGGGGGCGGAGAGACCGAGGAAGCCCCGCCCCCGUGCCUUCAUGGGGGAGCGGGCGUCUCUCCUCGUCGGCUGGUCGCCUGCUCCCCCUAUCCCAUGGCUCCUCGCCAAAGACUGAAACCGGGGAGCUGGAGGGCGUCCCCUCCCCGGAGUUGCGUCCCUGGGACAGGCGAGGGACGAGGGGAAGCGAUUUGGGUUUAGGGGCCAGACCCACCGGGGAGGCCCCAGCUCUGCUCCUGAUGUUCCCUCCCCUGUCCCCACCCGGCAGCUGGCAGCUCCGGCCUCGGGGACCCAGCCGCCUUCUCCCGCGUGCCGGGGUCGGGCCUUGCUGCCCAGCAGCGGCCUCUAGCUGCGUCUCCCAGGCACCCGGGCCUGGGGGAGGGCUGGAGUCGCCAUGUGCUUUGUUCUAAGCGCCUCUCUGCCCUCCUCCAACCAGGACCCAAAGCCUUUCUUUGGCUUCUCCAACUCCAGUCCUUGGCGCUUCUGCUCCACGCAGCCUGGUCGGAGGCGCCGUCUAUACCUAGAGAAGGAGCAUUGGGCGGGCUCCCUUCCCCCAGGGCACGUCACUAAGGGGGACAGGCACUGCAUGCUCGUUCCAGCGCCCUCUGGGACCGGGUUCAGUACCUCCAGCUCCAGGUCCCUGACAUUUGCACCUAGUUAGACAUCCUGCCCACCUCCCAGAGCUGGGGCUACUGAGUACUCCUGACCUCACCACCUCCUUCCCUUUGAGCCCAAGGCGGAGAGCUGGAGCUGUUGCCGUCUAUAGACUGGGUCAGGUGUGGCUGGAGGUAGGUCUCAGUAUCUGCCUGUUAGGCCAAGGCCCUCUGAUAAGGGGGCAAGAUGGACUCUCCAGAAGGUUGGAAAUAUUAAGACACCAGGCCCCCCCACCUGACCCCCUGCAUCUUUCAAAAGACCUCCGAGAACCACAGCUGGGUCUAGCCUUCUGGGGGCCUGAGCAUCCCCAGGCUAAGCGGCAGCCUGGGCAGAAGGGGAAGGGGCUGUAUCAACACCACCAAUUAGGGAACCAAAGUUGCACUAUCUGGGCCCAGAAUGUCUGGUUGGCAAGAGCAAAGUUUCUGUUAAAGAAGACAAACAUCCCAUAACAAAACCCAAGUUUUCUGUGCUACAUGUGCAAUAUUUGUUAUGAAUGUUAUCACAGGUCAUUCAUCAAAUUAUCUUUAUAAUCAUCGUAGCUAGAUGUUUCAUGUCCAUUCAAGUGACUUUUAUUCUGAGUGCAAUAUUUCAAUAGCCUCGUAGUGAGAACUAGUGUUGCUUUUGUUUUAGCCGAUCUAUGUGCAGGGCAAUGCAAUGAAGUUGAAAACCCUUGUAAAUAGGAGAGGUUGCAAACCAAAUCAAGAUUAUUUAUUACUAUUAUUAGGCCUGCCUUUAAUUUUCAGUGUUUCAGUAUUCCGCAUUCCGCCUCAGUACUGAUCUUGUGUUCUUUGUGCCAAUAUGGAAAGGAGCGCGUUGGUUCUUUCCUUUCUUGUUGAAUGCUCCUCCGCUCCCAUUUAAUGCUUUACAGCUUUUACUGUAUUUUUUAGACUCCCGUCUGCACAAAAUGCAAUAAAAAUAAUUUUAUUAUACCCUU
Acinonyx jubatus (cheetah) is the source of this 6089-nucleotide messenger RNA. RefSeq names its product solute carrier family 12 member 5 (gene SLC12A5). NCBI's taxonomy places the organism in Eukaryota, Metazoa, Chordata, Mammalia, Carnivora, Felidae. Gene Ontology annotation, cellular component: membrane. The transcript is spliced from 26 exons. The coding region runs from base 256 to 3606 and encodes 1116 amino acids. Gene Ontology annotation, biological process: potassium ion import across plasma membrane; potassium ion homeostasis; cell volume homeostasis. The record is from RefSeq and is a predicted model, not a curated record. Gene Ontology annotation, molecular function: potassium:chloride symporter activity.